This is a messenger RNA of Ascochyta rabiei, 1263 nucleotides long. Its product is annotated as Protein-serine/threonine phosphatase. Bases 1 to 1263 code for a protein of 420 amino acids. NCBI's taxonomy places the organism in Eukaryota, Fungi, Ascomycota, Dothideomycetes, Pleosporales, Didymellaceae. The transcript has 2 exons. The record is from RefSeq and is a predicted model, not a curated record.
AUGGUCGGUAUGUGUGACUACAUGGACACAAAUCUGGAGACUGACACCGCAACUGCAGGCGCGGCAGUGCGCCAACGCGUACGGAAGCGCCUGGAAAUACUGCGACGAUUUCAAACGCAGCUCGAAGAAGACAAUCGUGGGGUUCCAGAAGAUCUCUUAGACCUACGUUUGUCUACGCUAUGUGACCUGACUCUGCAAUCUAUCAAGUCGGAAGCAUGUUCGUCGAUUCCGAAUGGAGAAACGGAUCUCUCGCUUGCUGAAGAGGCAGCAAAGAAAGCACGAGACUGGAUCUUCCAUACUCUCUGCUGGCACUUCCACAAAUACCACACAGCUAAAGCUCGUAACAAGGUCUUCCUGAGGUCAGCAAUUGAGAAGGAGAUGCGGGGUCGAGCCGAGGAAUGGAGUGAUCAAGAGCGUUUCUUCAUGGCCGUUACAGACGUCAAGCUUGACACUUGGGUGGAACGACUGAAGACCGCGUUCCAAGUAGCUCUGCAGGGCGACUUCGCAAAUCGAUUAGCGCCCGUAGAGAACAAGGCUUCCCAACACCUCGAACGAUCUAGACGAGCCAAGAUCACGGGUAGAAAAGCAGACGAAAUUCGAACAAGAAUAGUUGACAGGAUGCAGACAGAACGUGUCGAUCAUUUCGCAUGCGCUGUGCCUCUGUCGAGCAUCGAACACAUACGCGGGCGUUCUGGUCCGGAAUCAACAUGUCCUAUCUGCCACCAUUCCUUCACCAACAUGCACGCAUACUCUAUCGAAGAGCUCCUGGCUGACUUUCCGGUCCGAAUCAAGUAUUGUGGUCAUAUUAUCGGAAAAUCGUGCCUGGAACAGUGGAUGGACACACCAAAGAUAGACGAGGCGAAAUAUCCAAACCGCAGCUGUCCGCUAUGCCGCGUCAAGAUCGAGGGUGUGCCAGCACCAACGGUACCAACUCAGACAAACAAUCACAUCAGAAAGAACCUGACAGCAAUCGUGAACAGGAGAAAGCUGGAAGAAAUGAGCGAGUGCGAGCUCGACUUCGAAGAGUGUCUUGAUGCCAUUAGUGCUUGCAAAAGCGAAGAAAUUGCUGCAGGAGAGUUGAUGGCUAUGAUAUCGAGACAGGAUAAUCAGCCAAGAACAAAGCUCGAGGUACAAGGGGCGUUUCUGCAAGAAAAACUGGAGACGCUGAAGAUGGAACGAUGGACCUGGGGCUUUCGCAAUAACAUGGCGUGGAAGAAGUCAAGAGACGAAUGGAUGACAAGUGGCGUCCCUGGAAAACUAUGA